Messenger RNA from Eimeria tenella, 242 nucleotides. RefSeq lists its product as uncharacterized. The transcript has 2 exons. Lineage: Eukaryota; Apicomplexa; Conoidasida; Eucoccidiorida; Eimeriidae. The annotation marks the transcript as partial. The record is from RefSeq and is a predicted model, not a curated record.
AUGCAGCGCUGACAGCCGGUCUGCUGCAGCUGCUGCUGCAGGGUCUGCGCGGCAGCAGGCCGUCUGAAGUACUGGCGCUGCCCUUAGACAUUUUGAAGCGAGCCAAUCUGCAGCAGUUUGUAGCAAUCAGCCGCAUGAACGGCUUUGUCAACAUAUUACGGAAGAUGAAGCAACAGGCAGCAGCAGCAGCAGCAGCUGCUGCUGCUGGUGCUGCUGCUGGUGCUGCAGCAGCACAACCUUAG